Molecule: messenger RNA, 204 nt
Organism: Sphenostylis stenocarpa
Lineage: Eukaryota; Viridiplantae; Streptophyta; Magnoliopsida; Fabales; Fabaceae
Source: the annotation of a GenBank genome assembly
AUGAACACCUGUAAUAAUGCCAUAAAAUUUACGCAAUCUUGCACUGAUAGAAAUGAUGUGGCAGGUUCUGGUUGGAUGCUGGGUUUGGAUAUUGUGGUGGUGGAAGCAGAGGAUUGUGAGUUGUACGCGGUUUCGUUUCCGUGGAUGAACUCAACUUCCCGGGAAUGUUCUGUUUUGUGGCUUGGAAGGAAGCAAAUUGGCUGA